This is a messenger RNA of Perca fluviatilis (European perch), 1285 nucleotides long. RefSeq names its product protein phosphatase 1 regulatory subunit 3G (gene ppp1r3g). The transcript has 2 exons. Gene Ontology annotation, cellular component: protein phosphatase type 1 complex. The record is from RefSeq and is a predicted model, not a curated record. Gene Ontology annotation, biological process: regulation of glycogen biosynthetic process. Lineage: Eukaryota; Metazoa; Chordata; Actinopteri; Perciformes; Percidae. Gene Ontology annotation, molecular function: protein phosphatase 1 binding; glycogen binding. The coding region runs from base 27 to 926 and encodes 299 amino acids.
GGACUACCGCGGACUCCUGAACCGCCAUGUCCCGCGCACCUCUGCAGCUCCAGGCGCCGCACCGCGCCGGGCUGGCAGCGGAGAACGGGCUGGAGGAGAGAGAGGGGAGAGAGGGGAGAGAGGGGAGAGAGGGGGAGGAAGAAGAAGAAGAAGAAGAGAGAGAGGGGGAGGAAGAAGAAGAAGAAGAAGAAGAAGAUCUGGACGACGAGCUGGACGCUUCCCAGCUGGAGAGGUUUAUGAAAGACAGGAGGAGAGCGAAGUCUCUGCCCGCGUGCCCGGCCGCGCUGCUGCUCGGAGUGUCCGCGUGUCCCCACGAGAGGAAGCGCGUGAAGUUCGCCGACUCCAUGGGGCUGAACCUGGCCAGCGUCAAGCACUUCAGCUCGCUGGAGGAGCCGCGGAUCCCGAGUAAAGUCCUGUCCCGUCACAACAGCUUCCCGCAGCCGGACUUCCUUUCCGACCUGUGCCACAGCUUCAGGUCCAGCAGCCUGCUGGACGCGGACCGGCUGGUCGCGUGCUUCCCGGAGCCCCGGGACGCGGAGCUCCGAGUGCAGCGGCUCCGCGUGUGUCUGGAGAAAGUCGCCAUCACGCGGUUCGACGUGCGCGGGCAGAUCCGGGUCUUAUCCGGCGGCGUCUACGCUGGCACAGAAGUCGGCGUGAGGUACACCUUCAACGACUGGCUCUCCCACGUGGACGCGCAGGCUCUGCCCGUGGCCGCGGAGCCGCCCCCGGGCUUGGUGGGAAAGCGUUUCAGCUUCACCUUGUACACGCCGCCCUUCAUGGGGCCCGGCGCGGCCGUGCACCUGGCCGUGUACCUGCGGAGCGACGAGGGGGAGUUCUGGGACAACAACGAGGGGCAGAACUACAGCUUCCAGUACCGCUGCAUGGCCGGCACCACAACGUUUGGCAGCGCCACUUUCUCCACCUGAACUGGGCGUAAAAAAAGCUGUGAAUCUGUGCGUAAAAGCUUUACAUGUGUGCGUAAAACCUUGAAAUCCGUGCGUAAAAACUUAAAAGUCUGUGCGUUAAAGCUUUAAUAAACUCUUCUGCAGUUUGCAUUAUAUGAAGUCACUGUUAAAAAUGUAAACCGUGGCGCGGCCUCGAGCUCCGUGGGAGCGUGCGCCCCAUGUAGGCUGAAUCCUUUGCAGCGGCGCAGGUUCAAGUCCGACCUGCUGCUGCCCUUUGCUGCGUGUCAUCCCCCAUUUCAUGUAUAUCCACUGUCCAUACUUAAUAAAGGGAAAAAAAAUAAUCUUUACAAAAAAAGUAAACUGUGGCUGUAAUGACUUCA